AUACAACAAAAGCUCCGCAACACUAUUGUCAACUGGUGUUUGUCCUUUUUGCCAGUGCAAUUGAUUUAUUUGAAGGUUUCCACGACUCAUAUAUAUCGUGGUGCCAUCUCGCUUUGACCAAGCCCGUUCUCACGGGCACACACCAAACACCCCUCAACAUACCAACAAACAAUCAACAUGCGGCUCGAUAUCAAGAGGCAACUCUUUGCUCGCUCCGAGCGAGUAAAGGGUAUCGACUUCCACCCGACAGAGCCAUGGAUUUUGACGACGUUGUAUAGUGGACACGUCUACAUCUGGUCGUACGAAACUCAGUCAAUUAUUAAAACAUUCGAACUCACCGAUGUUCCCGUCCGCGCCGGUCGUUUCAUUGCCCGAAAGAACUGGAUUGUGUGCGGCAGCGAUGAUUUCCAAUUGCGAGUUUACAACUAUAACACAUCCGAGAAAAUCACAUCAUUCGAAGCUCAUCCUGACUAUAUCCGAUCGAUCGUCGUUCAUCCUACCCAACCCUUCGUUCUCACAGCCUCGGAUGAUAUGACUAUUAAGCUAUGGGAUUGGGAUAAGGGCUGGAAAUGCGUGCAGGUCUUUGAGGGUCAUAGCCACUAUGUCAUGGGGCUUGCUAUCAACCCCAAGGAUACAAACACAUUUGCAUCUGCCUGUUUAGAUCGAACUGUCAAAAUCUGGAAUCUUGGCUCGGGACAUGCAAACUACACACUUGAAGCUCACGAAACCAAAGGUGUGAAUAGCGUGGAUUACUAUGGACAAGCAGAUAAGCCAUACCUUUUGACGACUUCCGACGACAAGACUGUUAAAGUGUGGGAUUACACUACCAAGGCAUUGAUCGCAACCCUAGAAGGACAUACGAGCAACGUUUCCUUUGCCUGCUACCACCCAGAACUCCCCGUUAUUAUUUCCGGAUCGGAAGAUGGCACAGUCAAAGUCUGGCACGCUAAUACAUAUAGAUUGGAGCAAUCGCUCAACUAUGGGCUUGAGCGGGCGUGGUGUGUCAGCUAUCAAAGGGGUCGCCAGGGUAUUGCGAUGGGUUUUGAUGAUGGCGCUGUCGUCGUUAAGAUGGGAAGAGAAGAGCCCGCUGUCUCCAUGGAUGGAUCUGGCAAAGUCAUUUAUUCACGACACACCGAAGUUGUUUCGACGAUUAUUAGAGGCGAGGACUUGAAGGACGGCGCACCUCUCGCUUUACCUACGAAGGAAUUGGGUUCGUGCGAAAUCUAUCCUCAAACCCUUGCUCACUCUCCAAACGGUCGUUUCGUCUCCGUGUGCGGUGAUGGUGAAUAUAUUAUCUAUACGGCUCUCGCAUGGCGUAAUAAGGCUUUCGGUCAGGCCUUAGACUUUGCUUGGGGCUCCAGGGACAACAGUAACGAUUAUGCCAUUCGCGAGUCUGCAACCAGUGUCAAGAUCUUCAAGAACUUCAAAGAACAGAAAGAAGGACUAGACGUUGGAUUCCAGGCCGAGGGUCUCUCUGGUGGUGUUCUCCUAGGUGUCAAGGGACAGGGUGGUAUUGGUUUGUUCGACUGGGAGACUGGCAACCUGGUCCGACGUAUUGAAGUUGAGCCACGUGAAGUCUACUGGUCCGAAUCUGGUGAGCUUGUUGCUCUUGCCUGCGAGGAUACUUGCUAUAUUCUCCGCUUUUCCAGGGAAAACUACGUCAAUGGGUUGAAUGCUGGAGAAGCUGACGAAGACGGUGUCGAGUCUGCCUUCGAGGUCGUCACUGACAUUAGCGAGACCGUCCGAACCGGUGAAUGGGUUGGCGAUUGUUUUAUUUACACAAACUCAACCAACCGAUUGAACUAUUUGGUCGGUGACCAGACAUAUACCAUCUCACACUUCGAUCAGCCGAUGUACAUCCUUGGCUACUUGCCUCGAGAUGGACGUAUCUACCUCGCCGAUAAGGAUGUUGAAGUGGUAUCCUUCGCACUUUCGCUGUCCGUGGUUGAGUAUCAAACCUUGGUCCUCCGAGGUGAUAUGGACUCUGCCGCUGAGCUACUCUCCGACAUCCCUCGCGAUCAAAUGAAUAAGAUCGCUCGCUUCUUGGAAGGUCAAGGAUUCAAGGAAUUAGCUCUUGAGGUCUCACCAGAUUCCGAACACCGCUUCGACCUUGCGCUUUCCCUCAACCGUCUCGACAUUGCCCUCGAACUCGCACGCGAAGCCGAUGUCGAGCACAAAUGGAAGACCGUGGGUGACGCAGCAUUAACCGCAUGGGACCUGAGCCUUGCGCAAGAAUGCUUCACUCACGCCAAGGACCUCGGCUCCCUCCUCCUUCUCUACACCUCCAGCCGCAACACAGACGGCCUCCGCUCACUCGCCGAACAAGCCUCCGUUGCUGGUCUACACAACGUCGCUUUCUCCGCCCUCUGGACUAUCGGCGACGUCGGCGCGUGCAUUGACCUCCUAGUCCAAACCAACCGUCUCGCCGAAGCAGUCCUAUUCGCACAGACUUACAAACCAUCCAAAGCCCCGAAACUGGUCCUCCAAUGGAAAGAAUCGCUCGAAAAAUCCGGUAAAUCCAAAGUCGCUCGUCUUAUCGGCGUUCCGCCCGGUGUUGAGGGGGUCGAGGCUGAUGAUGAUCUGUUCCCGGAAUGGGAUGAAUAUCUACGUCUUGAGAAAGAGGGGCCACCUGAACCACCAUCUUCAGAGUCUUUGAUUGAUAUUGAUGGUGAGAAUGGAGAGGCUGAGGCGGCUGUUAAUGGGGGAGCGGAGGUUGAGGUUGAAGCUGAAGCGUGAGAAUUAGAUUAAUAAACCUUCUUGUCUUUUUCUUCUUUUUUUGACUCUUUUAUUACGUUGAUUACUUGAAAAUAUCGUUCAUGGGAUGUAGGUAUGUGUGUUUUGCUAUCGUGAUUUGGCCCAAUUGAUUGCUUGUUUCCUCCC
Molecule: messenger RNA, 2880 nt
Organism: Talaromyces stipitatus ATCC 10500
Lineage: Eukaryota; Fungi; Ascomycota; Eurotiomycetes; Eurotiales; Trichocomaceae
Product: COPI vesicle coat beta' subunit, putative
Exons: 7
Coding region: 178-2736 (852 amino acids)
Biological process (GO): intracellular protein transport; intra-Golgi vesicle-mediated transport; retrograde vesicle-mediated transport, Golgi to endoplasmic reticulum
Cellular component (GO): COPI vesicle coat
Molecular function (GO): protein binding; structural molecule activity
Source: RefSeq, a predicted model, not a curated record